Molecule: messenger RNA, 2402 nt
Organism: Notothenia coriiceps (black rockcod)
Lineage: Eukaryota; Metazoa; Chordata; Actinopteri; Perciformes; Nototheniidae
Gene: nrf1
Product: nuclear respiratory factor 1
Exons: 12
Coding region: 127-1692 (521 amino acids)
Biological process (GO): regulation of transcription by RNA polymerase II
Molecular function (GO): DNA-binding transcription factor activity
Source: RefSeq, a predicted model, not a curated record
UUUGCUGCUUACUCCCCUCUGUCGUCCAUUACAGUUCGGUACCAUCUGUACGCGCAGGCCCGAAGUAGCGCAGCCGCUCUGAGUCAUUGUACCGUGGAUACAGCCGUGUACACCAGGUGGCCCAUAAUGGACGAACACGUCGUUCACCAGACAGAACACAUGACCACCAUCGAGGCUGGUGCCGUCAGCCAACAGAUCCAGCAGGUUCAGGUACAUGUGACCACGUAUACCGAAGCGUCCAUGAUGAGCGCUGACGAAGACUCAACGUCCUCACCAGAUGAUGAUCCUUAUGACGACACAGACAUCCUGAACUCGGCGGGCACUGAUGAGAUCACUGCGCACCUGGCUGCAGCAGGGCCAGUAGGCAUGGCGGCUGCUGCUGCCGUGGCAACUGGGAAGAAAAGAAAGAGGCCUCAUGUCUUUGAAUCUAACCCCUCCAUCCGCAAGAGGCAGCAGACCCGUCUGCUCAGGAAACUCAGAGCCACCCUGGAUGAGUACACAACCAGAGUGGGCCAGCAGGCCAUAGUGCUGUGUAUCUCCCCCUCUAAACCCAACCCUGUGUACAAGGUGUUUGGGGCUGCUCCUCUGGAGAAUGUGGUGAGGAAGUAUAAGGGCAUGAUAUUGGAGGAUCUGGAGAACGCUCUGGCUGAACACGCCCCCCCUGGAGGAGAUCUGGCCUCAGAGCUGCCCCCCCUCACGAUCGAUGGUAUCCCUGUCUCUGUGGACAAGAUGACCCAGGCCCAGCUGCGAGCGUUCAUCCCUGAGAUGCUGAAGUACUCGACGGGCCGGGGGAAGCCUGGUUGGGGGAAGGAGAGCUGCAAACCACUGUGGUGGCCGGAGGACAUCCCAUGGGCCAACGUCCGCAGUGACGUCCGCACCGAGGAGCAGAAACAGAGGGUGUCUUGGACGCAGGCGCUGCGGACCAUCGUGAAGAACUGCUACAAGCAGCACGGCCGGGAGGAUCUGUUGUACGCUUUUGAAGAUCAUGUGAUCACGACCACCACCACCACCCAGCACCACCACCACCACCACCUGACCAACGCCAGCAUCGCUCACCUGGUUCCCUCACAGACGGUGGUACAGACCGUCAACAACCCCGACGGGACAGUGUCGCUCAUCCAGUUCUUGUGUGCACCACUAUCCCAGGUUGGCACAGGGCACACAGUGGCCACCCUGGCAGACGCCUCGGAGCUGCCCGGGGUGACGGUGGCGCAGGUCAACUACGCCACAGUGACUGACGGAGAGGUGGAUCAGAACUGGGCCACCCUCCAGGGUGGUGAAAUGACGAUUCAGACCACUCAGGCCUCGGAGGCCACGCAGGCAGUCGCAUCUCUGGCAGAAGCUGCGAUCGCCGCCAGCCACGAAAUGCAGUCCGGAGCCACCGUCACUAUGUCUAUGAACAGCGAGGCAGCAGCCCAUGCUGUAGCGACGCUGGCAGAGGCCACUCUGCAGGGCGGGGGGCAGAUUGUCCUGGCAGAGACAGCAGCUGCUGUUGGGGCCCUGGCGGGGGUCCAAGAUGCCACAGGUAUGGUCCAGAUCCCGAUCCCGGUCAGCAUGUACCAGACGGUAGUGACCAGCCUCGCCCAUGGCAACCGGGCCGUGCAAGUCGCCAUGGCGCCCGUCACCACGCGCAUCGAUAACACGGUGACGCUCGACGGUCAGGCCGUGGAGGUCGUGACCUUGGAACAGUGACAAUGAUGAACCUGGAAAGAGUAGGAGGGGCCGAUCGGCAUUCUGUGCUGAUUGGCUCAUCCUACUGAUUUCCAGCUAUGAUGCUGUGUACAAUGUCAAAUAUAUUUUUUAAUGUACAUCUGCAGGGGAAGUGAGGUAUCAAUGUGUUUACUAUGUAAAGAUAUUGCUUUUGUGGUGUAUUGUUUCUCCCAUUCGGCUUCAUGUUUGUUUGUUUUUUAGAUCUGUGAUGUUGAGUAUUUAGUAUUUAUUUCUUCACAAUUAACCUUUACUUAAAACAAUGAUGAACCAAAAAGCCCGGGAGCAAAGCCACAACUGAACCACCCACAGUGUGUUCACACUGUUCUCCAUCUACAUGUCGUCUUGGUACUUGACCGUUUGGAUUUUAGGAUGCAUUUACACUUCAGUGCCAUAGAGUUCACUCCUGUUUUCAAAUCCUCUAUCAUAUUCUCAAUUCCUCUUGAAAGCAUCGGAUCAGCGUCUGAACUCAUGGACAUUUCUCCCAUUAGAUGAUGGAAUAUUAUGUUGAAAUACCAUAUUGUGUGCUUUUCCCUGUGCUGUUGUACUGUAGUCCCCGCACAUGCCAACAUUUGUGAAGACUCAGGAUUUACAUCAGUGUUUUGUACUGCUGGACUGCGAAGCUGACUUCCUGGAGCAGCCAUUUUGUCGACCAAAUCCAUUCAUCCACAGUGCAUGGAGAGGGGUUGAUGUUA